CAAACGCAAAGCCAAUCAGCGAAGCCCUCUUUCGACGAGGUUUCCAUAUCGCUUUAUCAUCGUGCGAAUACGCGAGAGAAGGAGAAUAGCCCCCAAUAUCUCUCUCUCUACAGAAGCCGCGUCGCCGCCGCCUCUCCAUCCCUCCUAAUAUAUCUCUAUCUUCGCUGCUGCGGUAAGGCGUUUUUCGAUCUCAAUCGCGUUCGAUAGAGAAACUUUUCAACUUCAGACUCCUAGGGUUUCUGUUUCUGCGAUUUCUGUAGCUUACGAUUCCGAAAAAGCAAAAAAAAAAAAAACAAAAACAAAAAAUAGUUCGAUUUGUUGCUAGUUUUGAAUUUGAUUGUGGUUUCUGAUUAAUUGGUUCGAUUUGUUCGGUCGAUUUAGGGUUUGGUCCGGAGGAGAUUGAAUUUGACUUUUUUUUUGGGGGGGGAUUUUAGGGUUAGGGUUUUGGUUUUGAGGUUGAAUUUAGGGUUUUGUUUGCGUUAACUUCCGUAUGGCUGCUGGAAGGCACGGAGGUUACAGAGAUAAUGAGUUCAGGAGCCGGGAGUCAGAUUUGGAUGUGCCCAGGAGGGAGUUUGGGUAUUCCAAGAGGGAUUAUGAUCGAAUUAGGGAUGGGAAUCAGGAUUAUGAGAGGGUUCGAGUUCGUGACAGGAAUAGCCGUGAUAGGAGUAGGGUCAGACAGAAGGAUGUAAAAGAAAGGGAAGUGAUGAAUGGGGAGCGUCGUUCUGUGUCUAGUAGGAGUGACUCUGGCAGUAGUGAUGGUGGAAGCGGAGGGAGUGCUGGUGGAGCUGAGAGAUCUGGGUUUGUAGUUAGGGAUGUUGACCGGGAGCCAGGGGAGCUGUCUAGCGAGAGUGGCUCUGAUGGUGCUAUGGAUACAGAUUCAGAGUUGAAAGAUGUGGAGGCAAAGAAGUUGUUGGUUAAUGGAAAUCACUCACCUGUCCAGAGUAAGAAGAGGAAAUUCUCUCCUAUCAUUUGGGAUAGAGAUGAUAAGGAAGUGAGUAGAACAGUGAAGACAGUUAGCUUACGAACUACUUCAAGCCUUCCUCCUCAGCCUCCUACGGUAAAGUCCAAUCCCACUCCCACGCCUAAACCUCAUCAGGAUAUUGCUGUACAGGAUUCUCCGACAAAGGAGAGUAAGAUUCAGCAUUCUCCUGUUGCUCCUGCUGAGCCAAACAUUACAGCUGGAACUGAUGUUGCAAGUGUUGCAGAAUCCCUGGUUGAUGCAGCUUUGCCCCAGAAUGAGGAACGCAGUGGCAGUGAACAGGAGGCUCAGACAUUUCAGGAGGCUCAAGAUGAUGAGUAUUUACCUACUCGAACCAUAAAGUUUUCACGGUGGGCAACUGAUGCUGAUUCCCCAGCUGAUGAAGGUGAAAUCUCCAAUGAUGAUGAAAUUCCUAAAUCGAAGAAGAGGAAGUCAGCACCUGAAUCCACGGAAUUUAAGGGGAACCGUAAAUCGUUGACCCCAGAACUUGGGGAGCUCAGGAGAGAAGCUGAAGGAACUAGGACAAGAUCAUCAGGAUCUGAUGAGCGAGUUAGGUCUUCCAGUAGAGAUAGUUAUGCUGACAAUGAUGUUGACAACAAUGACUACAUGGAUGUGGCUAAGGAUCGUAAUUAUGAUGGUACUAGCGCUAGCCACUCAGAUACAGAUUCUGAAGAUGACCAUGUCUCGCGUGGUACACCAGACCCUGCACCCCCUCAACAAAGAAGUGUAAACAUGCUUCAAGGAUGUAGGAGUGUUGAUGAAUUUGAGAGGCUUAACAAGAUAGAUGAAGGCACCUAUGGGGUAGUCUACCGAGCUAAGGAUAAUAAGACUGGAGAAAUUGUUGCUUUGAAAAAGGUUAAGAUGGAGAAAGAGAGAGAAGGAUUUCCAUUGACUUCUCUAAGGGAGAUAAAUAUUCUGCUUUCAUUUCAUCAUCCAUCUAUCGUAGAUGUUAAGGAAGUAGUUGUUGGCAACAGUCUUGACAGUAUUUUCAUGGUGAUGGAAUAUAUGGAACAUGACCUUAAGGCAUUGAUGGAAUCAAUGAAGCAGCCAUUUAGCCAAAGUGAAGUAAAAUGCCUUAUGCUCCAGCUUUUGGAGGGUAUCAAGUAUCUCCAUGAUAAUUGGGUUCUUCACCGAGAUUUGAAGACUUCAAAUUUGCUUUUAAAUAACCGUGGUGAGUUAAAGAUCUGUGACUUUGGGUUAGCUCGGCAAUAUGGGAGCCCUCUGAAACCAUACACUCAAUUGGUGGUUACUUUGUGGUACAGGGCACCAGAACUGCUAUUGGGAGCCAAACAAUAUUCAACAGCAAUUGAUAUGUGGUCAUUGGGUUGCAUUAUGGCUGAAUUGUUAUCCAAAGAACCAUUAUUCAAUGGGAAAUCAGAGAUUGAACAACUCGAUAAGAUUUUCAAAAUCCUCGGCACACCCAAUGAAACGAUAUGGCCUGGUUUUUCUAAACUUCCAGGUGUCAAGAUCAACUUUGUGAAGCAUCAGUAUAAUCUAUUGCGCAAGAAGUUUCCAGCCACACCCUUCAACUUUGGGACACCAGUACUGUCUGAUGCUGGCUUUGACCUGUUGAACAGGCUUCUAACUUAUGAUCCCGAGAAGCGUAUAACUGCUGAUGAGGCUCUCAACCAUGAGUGGUUUCGUGAAGUUCCUCUCCCCAAGUCUAAAGAAUUCAUGCCUACAUUUCCAGCACAGCAUGAUCAGGACAGGCGGGUGCGAAGAGUACACAAGAAGAGUCCAGAUCCCCUUGAGGAGCUGCGUAGGAAGGAAUUGCAGCAAGGUGAAUUUGGAAAUGGUGGUUUGUUUGGUUAAGAAAAUUCAGCAUUGCUCAUUUGUACUGUUUAAGAUUUGCUUUCUGCAAUACUCGUCAUUGAUAAGGUUGAGGUGAGAGAGCCAUCUACUGAGAGGAAGUUGCAAACAUUGUUUGUGAGACGAUCACUCGUGCUGUUUUUUAGCAGGCACACUUUACAAAAUAGGUGGAGAAAGGAUUAUUUUGACACAGUAGUCAGAUGUGUUGCAGGUAGACUUAAACACACGUCUGCCAGACUGCUUGCCUUGCAGGGUGGUAUGCUGAGCCCUUAUACCGAUCGAUUUCGAUUGUGUCUCGUGUAUGUAACAUAUUUCUCAUUCGCAAAUUGUAAACAAUUUCUAUGAUGUUGGUUCUGAAUAGUAGAGCUUAUGGAUUUUAUUGGUGUUACUGUUUAUGGGUUUUCUUGGUAAUUUUAUUUUAUUUUAUCCAUUUUAAUCUUCACAUUGUGUUUGCAAGAGAUGGUGGUGGUGUAAAGCGGACAGGGUGUACUAUCAUUUUCAUUGAAGAAGACCUAGACAGAAACUAAUGAACAUUUGAAGAAAUGUUGGUUUCACAUGCUUUCUCUUUUACUUUUUAUCAAUGACAUCCAGAAUCUGAAUCAGCAGUGGAAAUGUAAGAUACGACACUUAUCUGCAAAAAUGUUACUGCAGCAGUAUCAAGCAAAGCACAGGUUGAGGAGCCUAGUUGAACAAAACAACCUGGACAGGCAUUACAUUUUUGUCUGUCAAGCUCUCAACAAGGUCCAUCGUUGUAUUGUUAGAUGAUGAUGGUAUGUGGCGGUGAGUUGUUAUGAGCUUUCUUUCUGGUGAUGAUGGGGUGUAACUAAACGGUUUUAUUUUGGCAUUUUGCCAGUUGCAAGGCAACGAAGCAAGCAUGCCCGAUUUAGUUGAAAUUUGCCCCCACCAAUUAAGUUUAAAGAGGAAGCUCUGCUGCCUGCUUGGAGAUAACCUUAUACAAAUGAGCAGGAAUGUGUAAAACCCCUUAAAUUGGGAGUUCAGGGACGAAAUGCACAGUUUUAUGGACACCACUCUGUUGCUUCUCUUCAGCGCUGUGUAGUCGUGUAGCAUUACAGCCAUUACUUGCUGUGUUUUGUUGUGUGUUUUUAAAGAUUUUAUUAGCUCUUUAGUUGUGUGAAAUAUUAAAAAAAAAAACACACCAAAUGUUAAUAGGCCCCCACAAAAAAUCCAUUUAGCGGUUGGUUGCAGAGUUUUGAACUUGACAAUCCUAAUAAAGAUACUGUUCUAUUCA
Molecule: messenger RNA, 4037 nt
Organism: Ipomoea triloba (trilobed morning glory)
Lineage: Eukaryota; Viridiplantae; Streptophyta; Magnoliopsida; Solanales; Convolvulaceae
Product: cyclin-dependent kinase G-2
Exons: 9
Coding region: 491-2791 (766 amino acids)
Biological process (GO): protein phosphorylation; regulation of mitotic cell cycle
Cellular component (GO): nucleus
Molecular function (GO): cyclin-dependent protein serine/threonine kinase activity; ATP binding
Source: RefSeq, a predicted model, not a curated record